Molecule: messenger RNA, 2502 nt
Organism: Rhizopus microsporus ATCC 52813
Lineage: Eukaryota; Fungi; Mucoromycota; Mucoromycetes; Mucorales; Rhizopodaceae
Exons: 3
Coding region: 1-2502 (833 amino acids)
Source: RefSeq, a predicted model, not a curated record
AUGAUUAGCUCAUCUGAAGAAGCUUCCCUUGUCAAUGGGAUGAACAAUGUACAAUUACAAGACUACAAUCAUGAGGCUCCUGCUUUUUCGGGAGGGCAUAAAGAUGACGACGACGAUCGUCCACUUUCAUUCCAAAGAGCUCCCAAUUAUCCUCGACCUAUUUCAGUCAGGAAUAUGGCAGUGAGGAAUACGACGAGACCAGCCAACUUUAUUAAGCCUGUACCACAAUUUUUACAAAACAAUGUGCCUGCACCAAGUGACAUGGCAAGUGUUCAAAAGUUGUACGAGAAUUAUUCGCAAAAAGUAUAUCUUGAAGGCUAUGUUUACAAGAAGAAUGAUCUGACAGUAGACGGAAGACCGCUUGGAGAGAAUGAUUGGACAAAGUGGUAUAUGGAACUGUGUGGACCAGUAUUAACAUUAUGGGAGGACAUUGAGGGAGACGAGAUCAUACCUCAAUUUAUAAACAUAACAGAUUCAAAAGUCGAGAUUUAUAGUGAAAAGGACAAUAUAUUUUCACUUAAUUCAGCAGGACAAAAUAGGUUUCUAUUCAAUGCUAUUGAAUAUGAAAUGCUUUUGAAAUGGAUUUGCUCUAUUCGCUUAUCUUGCUUUGAAUGUUCAAAAUUACAAGAGAUUUAUACAAGAAGAUUGAUUACAAGAUCGACAUUUAAUGACUUGUUAAGUAAACCACAAACCAAGAUGGAAGGAUACGUGCAAGUUAGGUUGUCAGGUACAACAGAGUGGCAACGAUACUGGUUGAACAUUUCUGAAAAAUCAAAGAAGCUGUUCAAUAAGAGUAAAGAUGCAUCCAUUUCAUUUUAUGAAUCCAAGAAAUCGAAGUCGCCUUUGUAUGCAAUGACACAGGUUUUACAGGCAUAUGUCAUCUACCCUGAAUCUCCUCAGCUAAUGGAAGUAUCUACUAUUUUUAAAAUUGAAGGAAUCAUUAAUAAUGAGUAUUCAACUGCUUUGGUCAUGGCGUCUUCCACAAAGGAACUUGCUCAAUGGAUCAUUACUAUCUUUGACUCAUUCAAGAUCUAUGGAAGGCCUAGUCAACUGCUAAAUGACACAACUAAUGCCCAAUCUCUUAACUUUGGUGAAUCUCCCGAUAGCUCUUUAUUCUUGGACUUGCAAGAUGUCUUUAUGCAUGUUGAUGUGAUCAACCAAAAGCUAUUAGACAAUAAGGCACAAUUCUCGGAUAUUCUAUUACAAAAAUUAAAUGCAAGACAACAGCAGCAACAACAGCAACAGCAACAGCCUAUGCGUCAAUUCGGUUUGAUUCAUCAAAUACCAAAUCAAAGAGCGUCAACCCCUCUCUUAAACUUUAAUCAACAACCAACGCAGCACCACGCUAUUUAUGCCAGUGAUGAAGGCGAGGAAGAGGAAGAGGAGGACGAAGAGGAAUCUGACAGUGAUGAUUCUGUAUUUGCUAAAAAGAAGCAAUCUAUAUCAAAAUCCCAAGAGAUAGAAACUACAAACAAUAUCAAGAAAGAAACACCUUUGUCAUCAAAUACAAGUUUACCCAUAAAGGAAACCAAAAAAGCUGAGCCAUUCGAUACAGAUGAGGAUAGUGAGGAGGACGAGUCUGAUGUUGAUACAAAGCCAAAGUCUCAACCAAAGAAGCCUCGACCAAAGGCAACGCAGACACAAAUUAGUGAUUCUGAAGAAGAAGAAGAAGAACAGGAAGAAGAAGGCUACAGUGAUAGUGAUGACGAUAUUCCUAUUCAUCAAUCAAGACAAACAUUAUACUAUAAUCAACAUCACCCUCAAGGAGAGGAGUAUUAUGAUGAAAUGUACGACACUCAACAGUAUUACAGUAACGGAUACCCCAUAAUGACUGAAGAUGGCCCGGUUAUUCCUCAGCUAGGCGACAAUUUUGCUACUCAAAACUCAUUAUUAGACACAUUUAGACCAGAUCAUCCCUCUGCUCGAGAUCAAGAAGGCUAUGCAAGAGCUACGGGCCAGCCAUUGAUUCAAGUACCCAACAAACCUCCAGAGCCUCGCGCUGGUUUGGUUGGUAUGAUCUCUCAAAUUGAACAUGAAAAGAAACAAAAGGAAGCAAACAAGAGUAGAUUACUUGAUAAAGAAGGCAUAUUGCAAAGAGAACGAGAAAGAUAUCUUAUGGAACAGAGAGCACAACAGCAGUCGAUGCAGCAACCACAACACUCAAUGAUGCAGCCACCCAUGAUGGGUAUGAUGAAUCAACCCAUGAUGAAUAUGCCACAGAUGCCCAUGAUGACUGGUCAAAUGCCAAUGAUGGGUUUAAUGGGACAGCCCAUGAUGUAUCCAAUGAUGAACAUGCCCAUGAUGCCCAUGAUGAUGGACCCACACAUGUCCAUGAUGCUAAUGCAGCAACAAUAUAGCCAAUACAAUCCAAUGUGGAGCCAAUCUCAAAUGUUUGCUAAUUCUCGUUUUACCAACAGUGUACAUGAAGAUGAUGAUGAAGAUGACGAUGUUCCUCUUGGUGCUAAAGAAUCACCUGCACCUCGUCAGCAACAAAAACAAUAA